Molecule: messenger RNA, 1332 nt
Organism: Spinacia oleracea (spinach)
Lineage: Eukaryota; Viridiplantae; Streptophyta; Magnoliopsida; Caryophyllales; Amaranthaceae
Exons: 1
Coding region: 1-1332 (443 amino acids)
Source: RefSeq, a predicted model, not a curated record
AUGGAUCGUAGUUGGAUGUAUGGUAGACGUGACACAAAGGAUUUCAUGCAUGGGGUUUCGGAGUUCUGUAUGAGUGCUUUACAACAUCAAGCUAGUACGGGGGUCAAAGAGUUUUAUUGUCCUUGUGCCGAUUGUGAGAAUGUGAACACGGUCAAUAAUGUUUUGGUGAUUAGAGAUCAUGUAUUUAUGCGUGGGUUUAGACCUAAUUACCAUGUAUGGGUUUAUCAUGGUGAGAGUGGAGUGUACGUAGGUAAUUCUAGUAAGAAUGUUGUGCAUGAACAAGAAGAAGCUUUCUAUGCGGAAGGGGAAGCCGAUUGUUUUGAGGAUGAGGAUGACGAUGACGUUGAAAGUAAUAUUGAUGAUGGUAAUGAUCGUGUCGAGGACAUGUUGCAUGAGGUCGAGGAUGAAGUUCGCGAUCAUGUUUUUGAGUGCUUGUCUAAGGCGGCUGAAACGCCAUUGUAUCCUGGUUGUACAAAGUAUAGAAAGCUUUCCGCUGUUUGCACACUCUACAAUAUCAAGACAAGCGGAGGCUGGACUGACAUUAGUUUCACUGAGUUAUUGGUGGCGCUAAGUGAUAUGUUACCGACUGGCAAUGAACUUCCCAGGUCGAACUAUUAUGCCAAGAAGCUCAUGUGUCCCUUUGGUUUAGAGUACAAGAAGAUACAUACUUGUCCAAAUGAUUGUCUGCUAUAUCAUAAGCAGUAUGAGAAUUUGGGUAAGUGCCCACGAUGCGGAGUGUCGCGUUACAAACUCAAAGGGGUAAGCGAGGGUAAGAAUGUGUACCCAGCUAAGGUGUUGUGGUAUCUUCCCAUAAUACCGAGAUUCAAGCGCUUGUUUUCGAUAAAAAAAGAUGCAAGGAAUUUGAGGUGGCAUGCAGAUCCUGAUCGAAGGAAGAGAGAUGGUUUGCUUAGGCAUCCUGCUGAUUCUCCCCAGUGGAAGACUAUUGACAAGCUUCAUGACACUUUUGGUAAGGAACCUCGGAAUUUGAAGCUUGGGUUAUGUACGGAUGAGAUGAAUCCAUUUGGAACUCUUAGCUCCCAACAUAGUACAUGGCCAGUACUUUUAGUCAUAUAUAAUUUACCUCCUUGGUUGUGUAUGAAACGCAAGUACAUCAUGUUGUCGCUUCUUAUAACGGGGCCUAAACAACCGGGAAACGACAUAGAUGUCUACCUUGAACCUCUCGUUGAUGAUUUGAGAAAGAUGUGGGAUGAAGGGGUUUCCGUAUUUGAUGCACAUGCAAAUGAGACGUUUAGAUUGCGUGCAAUGCUUUUCUGCACCAUCAAUGACUUCCCUGCUUAUGGUAACUUAUCGGCUACAAGAACAAAGGAAUGA